UAAGCCACUUUUGAGGAAAAUUACUGUUAAGCGUGUUUUUUUUUAAAGUUUAAAAACGAACGAUUUCUCUUGGCGUUUUGUGAUCAAAUGUAUUGAACACCUGCUUAAAAUGAGCCAGCUGCCGCGUAAUCGCUGCUUCCUCCCCCCAGAGCGACGCGUUAAAGGCAAGGAAGGAGCUCAAGAGCACUCCGCCAGCAUUUCCAAAGCUUUGUGCAGGUUUCCAGGAGCGAGGCGCGUCAUGGACGUGGGAUUUCGAGGCUGGGGUGGAGGAGAGCUGCAGGCGCGGACCCUUGCUUGAACCGGCCCAGGAAGUGAAAGACCUGCAGCUGCAAGAUUGGCUGGCUUUCGUGCAAACACAAUCCAGCCCCGCAUCACGAUGGGGAAUACGACCAACCGUUCCUCAGCAGGUUCUCCUUUUGAUUUCUUCCAAACCCACCUGAUGCCCUCCGAGGCAGACCUAACAUCCAUGACUAUAGCCUCCAAAUCCUCCUCUCGCAGGCUCCAAACUCCCUCGCUCGAAAUAGCCACGCACGACUCUUGUGGCACCACCUACGCAAUAACGGACUGGGUGCAGGGGCUUUCCCCUCCCUCCGAAUGGGCCAUCUUGAGCAUCGACCGCAGCAUCAAGUCCCCGAACCUGAGCGGCGAGGUGGCCGGCCACGACGAGGCCCCGGCGGUCAGCCUCCGCAGCCUGACGUCACUGAAUUCGUCCCGGGUGUGGCCUUUGGAGGAGAGCUGGCAGGAGAGCGACAGCGGGCUGGAGCCCCAGGUUGCGGCCGAGAGUUCCGGGGAGAAACUGAGUCAGGCCCUGCUCUGCCUGAUGGAUCGGCAUUCUACCUUGAUGGGCCUCACCCUGGACACGGAUACCACUGUGGAAGCUGUAGAGCUGGUCAAACAGUUGAUAACGGAAAGGGACAAACUGGCCGAGGAGGUGAACAGCCUGCGAGAGACUCAAAACAAUGAGAAGUCUGAUUGGCAGCAGUUCCAGUGCGACCUGCAGGUGGCGGUGUCCGUGGCCGACCGGAUACGGGCGGAAUCGGAGCAUGCCCUGAGCCGGCUCCAGGAGGACCACAAGAAUCUGCAAGAGCAGCUGGCCCAGGCCCUUGGAAGGGAGCUGGAGCUGGAGCGGGAGCUGGAAUAUCUGCAAUCCCAACAUAGGGAAGUGUGCCUGAGAUUGGAUUUGCUCAAAAAGCAGCAGCAGCCGAUGGACAGAAAAGUCGCGGAAGACAAAAGCCACCAAGUGGAGGGGCAUGCGACGAAUCUUCACUUUGUUGAGGAAGCUGACUUGAAAAGUGUCCAAAAACAGGAGGAGCACGAAGGUCAUGAAACAAUGGAUGCUAAAAGAUCUGCAAGCUCGCAGCUGACGGGGAACGGUAUAGUCAAGGUAUACGUGGAUGCACUGGAGAAGAAAAAAGGAGAGCGUGAUCCAAGGAGGAGUCUGUCCCGUAUUCCGUUGCCCGUUGACUCUUGUCACAACAACUUGAUUAAAACGAGGUCGACAUCGCCAUUGUGCAAGCAAAAAGAAGAGCCAACACAGGGGAGGAAGAUUGCGCACAUCGUCAAGCGCCAUGACAGCUGGUCAAGCUGUCAGACGGUGAUAUUGGAGACGUCUGGAGACUUCGAGACUUCUUCCAGAGUAAAUGUUCACCAAUCUGCGUCCGGACUGGAAAUGGAAGAUGUCUGCACAAAGUCACCUUUGGGAAAACUGGAGGAAGUCCCUUGCGAUAUCAAAACCCUGACUGGAUUGUGCCCCCAGCUACGGCGUCACAGCUUCAAAAGGAACUCCCUGCUGAGCUGGUGUCAAAGUCGCACUCGAGGCUACCAGCAUAUUGAAAUCACCAACUUCAGCACGUGUUGGCAGGACGGUUUGGCCUUCUGCGCCAUGUAUCAUACGUACCUGCCUACCCGCAUCCCUUACGACAGGCUCAACCCAGCAGAGAAGAAGGAAAAUUUGGAUCUUGCUUUCAAGACUGGAGAGUCUGUCGGGAUCACAACAACUCUGUCCGUGGAAGACAUGCUGAAGGAGGAUGGUCCGGAAUGGAAGAAAGUCCUGUAUUACGUGGAAAGCAUAUUUCAUCGCUUUGUGGAAUGUGAGGUAGCAGCCGCCCAAGGCUGUGACCACGCAUCUGCGAUAUGACCCCAAUGUAUCGUUUGAUGGAGCUGCACUCCUCUUGCACAUCAUGCUUCAUGGUUCCCCAGUAUCAGAAGUUUCACCCCCACCAAUGAUGUCGCUCACACUGGGUAAAAUAAGCAGCCCGUUUGUUGCACUGACUGUAUUCCACGUGGCUUUUUUUUUUUUUUUUUUUUUUUUUUGGGGCAGGGGGGGUUCUUGAAGCACUAUGUUGCACUAAUUUUUUUUUUUUUUAAGAAAAUGAGCACUUUUUGAAGGACUAUUUUUGGAAUGUGGGCACUUAAGUGUUUAUUUUAUUCGAUAAGCGUCAUCUGUAAUGAUUGUCACAUUCACUGCCUGCACGCAACCAAACUCGAAGACAAAUUUUAUGUUCAAGUGUUUUGCAUGAGGAAUAUUUUAGGAAAGUGCAUUUGUUUUUUUCCUGGUGUAAAGUUAAAUAAAGGUAUAUUUGAACAUU
This is a messenger RNA of Syngnathoides biaculeatus (alligator pipefish), 2588 nucleotides long. Its product is annotated as cytospin-A-like. The coding region runs from base 377 to 2137 and encodes 586 amino acids. Gene Ontology annotation, molecular function: protein binding. The record is from RefSeq and is a predicted model, not a curated record. The transcript has 13 exons. NCBI's taxonomy places the organism in Eukaryota, Metazoa, Chordata, Actinopteri, Syngnathiformes, Syngnathidae.